CACUGCACUCAGCAGUCAGCUAGUAGCACUGCCAUGCAUGUGAUACUGCCAGCCUCCUGCACACUCUGCAAUCUGCAUCAUUUAGCAGUAGAAGCUCGCGAGUUGAAAAAAAAGGAGGGCGUGCACAAAGUGCUGCUGCCUGGCUGCGAGAAGCGUGCGACUCGGAAAAAGCGCUAUGUAAACACGACGAGGGCAGCGAAAAAUAUUAGCGUGUUUGGUUGCGUGGAGAAAAAAAAUCAGUUUACCAACAACUGCCCUCGUACACAUAUAUUCAAAGUAUAAUACGUGAACACAUAGACGAGCGUGUGUAUGUGUGUGUGUGUGUGUGUAAGAGAGAGAAAGAGCUCAGGAGCUAGUCACAUGCCAGGUUCCAGGAGAGCAAAUUUGCAGGAGGUUACGGAAUGUGACUAGAUGUGCAUUCUGCAGAUUGUGCACAUCUGAGGUGUAGGUGUCCAGUAAAUGCAUACAUUAUAUGAGCAGAUGUGCUGCACGUACAGCAAAGCACAUGUUAGAUAGAAGUUGACGUGCGGUUACAUGAAAACGCCAGUGUGUUGCUUCCAAUCGUUGCACACUGAGGAAGAACGGCCAAAGAGAAUCGUAUCGGGUCACAGGCAUGGAUGAUGAUUACGCUGCAGCGAUGGUGACUUAGCAGCCUACGCACGCAUAAAUCAUAAAGAGGUUGGUUGGAGCGUCCACGAUAGCGAUACGAUUACUUUCUCGUAAAAUGAAAAAAAGUCGACGAUGUAUUCUCAAAGCAUGCACAUUGUGAUGAAUGUUUUGCCUCUCGUGACUCGUUACGAUCGUGUUUCGUUUUUCUCGACUGUAGAAGGUUGACGUUACGGAGCCGUGGCUGUCGCCUGUCGAUGCUCUGUGUGUACAUACAGUGCUGUCAUGUUUACAACAGGACAUCCUACGUCAAUGAAAAUUCUAUUACUUUUGGCUGAAGCUGUUGAUAAAUAAGAGUAAAAUAAAGGGAUGAAACAUUAAUUUCCUGGAAAAAACAAAGCUGUAGAUUUAAUGACAUACUAAUAAUUUGAAAUUUGAAAUCUACCGAUUGUGUUUCAAUUUAUAACAAGAUCAAUGAGUUUUAACGUAAUCACCCGAACGAGAAUAAGCACAUAAAUAGUAUCAUUUAACACGACCGAGCGACGAGUACUUUCACACGCGAGAAGAGACGAGAAAAGAGCGAUCGUUACGUAGUACGUAUACGGCCCGACUCGUGCUGCAGAUAAUAAACAAGCGCGUGAAUUUAGAAAAAGUAACAUCAGCGUAUCAUCGAUAGUAACGAGCCGUCGUCGUCGCCAUCAUCAUGCAGCAAGAGGGCAAGCCCAGAUUCCUCAAGUUUCAUCAGGGUAGUGUGAGAGGUGUAGCGUUCAGUCCACGAGACAGAUAUUUAUUCUGCUCCGGUGGCUGCGACGGCAAGGUAAAUCUGUACUCGGCGCUGCGAAUGGAAUUGUUGAUGUGUUACCAGAUCACGCCAAUAACGCACGUGAAGAACGUCAAUGCCGUGCGCUUCACAUCGGAUGGUUCAAGGGUGCUAGCUGCAACUAACACACGAAAGCUCGUCGUCGUUGACGUGGAGCGAGGCGAGCAAUUGUUGUCCUACGACAAUUGCGCUUACGGCGGAAGAGACAGGACGGGUCUGGCCACCGAUCCGUCCGGUCCGAAUCUCGCCGUUUCCGUAGCUGCCAACGGCAAGGGUUUGACACUUGUCGAUCUGCGAAUGCCACUGCCUUUGGAUUUCGUUUACGAUUUACACGGAUCGGUAAUCCGAGACAUAUGCUUUCUUCCUGCGUCGUGGCCCUGGCAAAACUCCAUCCUCACUGGUGGAUCCGAUGGUACCUUGAAGAUAUCUUCACCAGAUGGACGAGCUCUUUACGCCUUCGAAACUGGUCACUCGGUCAAUUCAGUAUGCAUAACACCCGAGCCAUAUUGUCGCACAGCUGAAGAUGGUUUUUACAGUUUGAUUAUGAGCGGUGGAGAUGUCGUAUCGGCCUACGUUCCUGAGACUGGAAUUCAGGAAGUAUUAAAAGAGCACAAAGACUCUCCGGUAUGGAAAUUGCGAUACACGUCGAAUGGCAGUACUCUGUACACCGUCUGUGAUGGAGGUGUCUUGAGAAGAUACCGAAGAUAUCCCGACAGACACGAAUAUUUGGGUGAAGUUUAUCACCACAAAGGUGACAUUCAAGACUUGGACAUUUCACCAUACGACGAAUAUAUUGUAACUGCCUCAAAAGACAGAACCGUUGGAGUGCUACUACUUGGGCCACCGAAUCAUGGGUUCACCGAGUACACAGAACUUACUUGACUCCGUCCUCUUUAGCAGUCUCGUUCGACAUAACGAAGAUGUGCGUAAGAUCGUUUUCGGCGAGCAGAUAUCGAGAUAUCACAAGUUCAUUGUACACAACUACUCAACGGCGUCUUUUAAUCGUUGUCAAAGGCUGAAAAAAUAAGCCAAUAAGCCAAGACAGCGGAAAAGUCUUAUUUAUAUAUUGUACAAAGUUUAAAAAAUAUUGUUAUUGUUAUUAUUUUAAAACAAAAAAUAUAAAUAUUUAUGAAUAAAAUAUAGCGCUAGAUAAUAAAUCCCAAUUUACGGUAUUAAUGUCGAUUGGGAUUAAAUUAAUUUCGAGUACGCUUUCAAUUGGUUGUUUUGCGAAAAACAUGAAAUCAUUGAAGCGACUUAUUGUGCAAUUUUUUCGCCGAAUAAAAUUUGACGAAAAUUGUUCGAAAUAUGUAUUUAAAACUGACUAUAAACCCCUUCAAAAUUGUGUAUUGACAAAAAAUACGUCAAUCGUAUCAAAUUGAGACGAGGUUCGUGCAUUCUGUUCUGUGUUCAAUUUUUGACGAUUAUUUUUAUAACUGAAAUACUAGUUAAAAUCGAAAAAUGUAAUUCGCCAAAAUAAUUUUUAGCUUGGAGCUGUUUAACAAUGAAAAGUCAAUUUUUCGUUGUAUUUAUUUAUUGUGCUCUGUGAUGUGUGAUUUUCUCUUAAACUAGCUAAGUAUAUGUGUAUGCAAACCACAUUAAUAAACGAACUGUGGAUAAAAAUAACUAUUUUGAAUCUUAA
Molecule: messenger RNA, 3065 nt
Organism: Trichogramma pretiosum
Lineage: Eukaryota; Metazoa; Arthropoda; Insecta; Hymenoptera; Trichogrammatidae
Product: guanine nucleotide-binding protein subunit beta-like protein A
Exons: 8
Coding region: 1310-2308 (332 amino acids)
Molecular function (GO): protein binding
Source: RefSeq, a predicted model, not a curated record